Trichomonas vaginalis G3 is the source of this 786-nucleotide messenger RNA. RefSeq lists its product as uncharacterized. NCBI's taxonomy places the organism in Eukaryota, Parabasalia, Trichomonadida, Trichomonadidae. The record is from RefSeq and is a predicted model, not a curated record. The transcript has a single exon. The coding region runs from base 1 to 786 and encodes 261 amino acids.
AUGAUAACGAAGGCAGUAGAAGCUAGUGGAACAGUUACUAUUACAACUGUAACCCAGCAACUAUUUCGAACAAAGAUGGAUUUUAAUGAAUGUUUCAUUCAUCCAAAGUCAUUCUCUUUAGACCCUAACAUUUAUACAGAACUUGUAGAACAUUAUACAAACGAGGCUUUAUGUUUUCCUGUUAAAGUUAUGGAUUGGAUUCCUAUGGACGGUUCAUUCUCAAAGAAUACAGAUAGUUCAAGUGCAACAUUUACAGCAGCUUAUACGCCUAUUAAUGUUAAAAGUAUUUGGGCACUAUUUAGAAAGAAAGACAACUAUUAUGUUAAUUUUGAGAACCCUAAGUUUAAAUAUCUUCAGCUUUCCAUGGGAGCUUAUGGAAAUAUGCCUGCAGAACCUGAAAAAUCAUAUGGACCUGUAUUUUAUGAAAUGGUUGCGAACGCUUGCAAUACAAACAAUGAUAUGAUAGGAUUUAAUGAAGAUGUUAUGAGGUCAUUGGUGGAUGAUGGUAGUGUGGAACAUAAAUGGGAUAGCUAUGACAACACACAUUUCUUAUGUGGUUUUCCAACAGAAGUGGACUUUUGCUUCCAGCAAGGUCAAACAUCUACUGCUCCAAUAACAUACAAAUUGUCUGUUAAAGGACCUAUUGAACUAGCAACUGAAAAUGUACCAAAGCCACUUAUUGGAUUUAUGAGGGAUUGUUGCUUUGCCAUUCAGGUGCGUGCUAAUGGAAUCCCAAUAAUAAGAUUAGAUGACUAUAACUUAGCUACGGACGACAGUGAAGAAUAA